UGAUCUCUAAAAUUUUUAUAUUGCUUGUGUUAUUUUAUUUUGGCUAGAUCGCUUUGGAAUGAUAAUGAAAAUUUAGGAAGAAGAUGGUUUCGACGCUACUUACUUGGUUAAAGGAAAAUAUGCAACUGAAACUUAUGCACAAGCGCACCUACGUUUCAUGCAAACUGCGCAAGUCCUUUCGUAAACGUAACUUUCUAGGGAGUGGUAUUUCGACAUUUGAUUGAUGGUUCCAAUCUGGUUACUACAAAAGAACGCUUGCAAGAUAUCAGAGGUUUGAAGUGGCACUUCGUCAUUUGUAAAGGAAGGCAGAGGUAGUUCCUGACAACAGGUUAUCACAGCCGAAACUGUUGCAACCUGCUCUGUUUCAGAUACCAGCAAGUGUGGAGUAACCGAGACCUCUGGUAAAUUAAGUAUUUCUUUGAUCACCACUGUUGAAAAAUAACUAUAAGGAAACAGAUUGAAAGAUGGUAAGUAGAAAAUGAAAUUUCGACAAACAAAUUUAUGCAUUGAGUUUUACCAUUAUAUUAAAAGAUCGACUUGUCUAAAAGAGCGCGCCACUUUUUCGUCAAAUUAGUAAGUAAAACCAGAGCUAGAUUUCACGUGCCUUGCUUCUUUGCUCGCAAUCGUUUCCUUGCGCAUCGCGUUAGCUCCAUGAUUACUUUGCUAGAUUGCCUGUGUAAUUUGUGAUUGACCAGAAUGAUUAAGACAGUUGAAGACCAAUUUAUAUGUGUUUAUUUAAAUGCGAAUACGUUGAUAGUCUUAAUGGUAAAAAGUUCCCGUGUCCAAAGCUCGUGUAACUAAACGUUGAUUUUUCGCUCGUUAGGAUUUCUAUAAAGUUCAUUGAACCUGUUUGCGUGAUUGCGUGUACGUGGACUGUAUCUUUGUUCUUUACAGAUCAUGCUCCGUGUCGUCGUACUUUUAUUUGUCCUAUGCGUUUUUGCAAAAAGAGAAUUAACCAGUGAAGAACAGGAAUUCAAAGGUCUGGAGGCACAUAACAUUUUCCGACAGAUUCACCAAGUUCCCCAGAUGACACUGAACGGAGAAAUGUGUAAGGAGGCUGAGGAUUAUGCCAAAAUUCUCGCACGGAAGGGAAGCCUCGAACACUCAAAAGAGACCAAUGAUGGCGAAAACCUUGCCUUUUCUUGUUCCUCUGAUGACAAGACCCAAACCGUGGGAGAGGCCGUGAAAAACUGGUACAAUGAGGUCUGCAAACCAGGAUACAAUUUCAAGAACGGCGGUUUUAGUGCUGGAACAGGACAUUUUACGCAAGUGGUAUGGAAAGGUAGCACGGAUCUUGGAAUUGGAGUAGCUACGGGCAAUAAACACGGCAUGAAGUGUACGUACAUAGUCGCCAGAUACAGACCGGCGGGAAACUUCAUGGGGAGGUAUCAAGAAAAUGUGUUAAAGGGUAGCUUUGACGCUGAACGGGUUUGCGCCUCAGUUAACAAACUCGUGCCCUGAUCUUCUACUCUUUAACGUCAACAGUGGUGUUCCAGUUGAGAAAUCUGAGCCUGCUGAUUGUUCUAAGUUAACUUAUUUCGAAGAAAACUUCCUAUACGCGCCAGCGUAACAAAUGGCUUAUUUCGUGGAAAAUAUACGUAUUAGACAUGGACUUCAUUCAUAGCUGUAACUUGUCUGAAUUAAAAUAAUAUUAUAAUAAAGCGCGCGCGCGCUUGUCCCACCGUACGUAAUUCCAUGGUAAAAAUCUCUAUGUACGCACGGCCGUGCGCAAAUAACAUGACGUGCGGCAGUUUCAUUUUAGCUGCAAAAUUUCCGUCGAGUUUAGCUUCAAGUUCACCUGUUAUUUUGGUUUAACAACUAAACCAUAAAAGUACAAACUCUUAGAGCUAAAGCUUUGUGGAAAAUAGCUGAGAUUACAUGUAUCACUGGUAUCAUUAUUAUAGAAAAAGCCAUUCGUUAUCCGAGUUUAAGGUCAUUCCCCAUUAUUGCAUUGCGCAUCCCUACUGCGUA
Orbicella faveolata is the source of this 1971-nucleotide messenger RNA. Its product is annotated as Golgi-associated plant pathogenesis-related protein 1-like. Lineage: Eukaryota; Metazoa; Cnidaria; Anthozoa; Scleractinia; Merulinidae. Gene Ontology annotation, cellular component: extracellular region. The record is from RefSeq and is a predicted model, not a curated record.